AUGCGCGUCGUGCGUCAACUAGCAGACGACGAGCGUGCAAAGUGGCCGCUUGCCGCUUACGAGGCCGCGAGUCACAUGUAUAUGGAUGACUAUAUUUCAUCGGUAGACUCUGUAGAUGCCGCGGAGAAAAUAUACAAAGAAAUGAUAGAUUUGUUUUCGGCGGGAGGUUUUAAAUUGGUGAAAUGGAUCUCGAAUAGCUCGGAUUUAUUAAAUAAAAUUCCUAACUCAAUUAAAAGCCCGCAUCUUGUAGAUUUCGACGAUGCUCAAACAACUACGAAAAUUGUAGGCAUGCUUUGGUAG
Messenger RNA from Arctia plantaginis, 300 nucleotides. Lineage: Eukaryota; Metazoa; Arthropoda; Insecta; Lepidoptera; Erebidae. The record is from the annotation of a GenBank genome assembly.